GAACCACUACGCCCCCCUGUCAGCCUACCUCUUGCAAGGAAGACACCUGGUUUCUCCCAAGGCAUCCCUACUGCACUGAGCAGGGAUUCACCAUGUUGCUGCGCGUCAUCCUUAGCCAAGAUGACAUCCGGAGGAUCACCAUUGACAGCAUGCCAGAGACUGUUAUUGGCCUUCACUUGAUGCUAAAAAACAUGCUUGGACUGGAGGGUGACUUGGUGGUGCAGUUCCAAGAUCCAGAGUUCGAUAAUGAGCUUUGCAACUUGAGUUGCAUGUCAGAGCUGCCUAAGGACAAAGUCACUUUGAAGGUCUACAGCAAGAAUCUAGAAUCCCAUCAAACAGACUCAACCUUGGACACGGCAAGCCUAACCACAUCCUCUGAGGAAAGCCACAUCCCCCCUGCCAGUCGUCCUCGUCAGCUGCCACAGCCAUUUCAUAUUCCUACUUUUUAAUUUGAUGUGGAACUUAAGUUGAGGCACGGAAAUGAAGCCUUCCACAAAGAUGGAACCCUUCUUGACAUCUCCAAAGACACAAAAUCUGACAUUUUGGAUAAAAUAGCAGAAGCCAUCUAUGUCCACAACCCAUACCCAACACGUGAGGAAUAUGAUUUGGUGUCACAAGCUCUCGUCGAAAAACAUCCAUGUCUGAGGGAACCAGGGUCGGUCAAUGGUUGGUACUGUUGGAAAUUUAGUUUGAAGUUUAAAAUGGGUAAUUUCAGACAGAAGCUACGAUUGGCUGGAUGCCCAGAGCUCAAGAUAAACUCGCGCUCUCCAGGUACACCUGGGAAAGGAAAACUUAAGAGGGCCAGAAAAUCAGAAGUAAAUUUCCUGCCAGACCUCCCUGAGGGAAAAACACAACGUUCCCUCGAAGACGAAAGAACGGAGAUGGUCACCGAAAUGAAGAAGAGGAAAAUUUAUGGGCAGCAAAUAAAAGAAAUGAUGACCAGCACCUUUUCUUUACGGAGAAAACAAAUUGUGGAGGAUGAGCCACCUGUGGCCGACGUAAGAGCAAGAUGGCCAGCACUGUUCUCUGAACGUCAGAUUGAAGCAGAGUUUGCUCGCCUUACGUCUGUUGACCUGAAAGGCUCCCUCUUCGCUGGCCUGGACAAGUAUCUGCUGAGGUUUCUUGAGGUGUACAGAGCCAGGAGUGGGCUGGUGGAGCUGAACAGCCUUUUGAGUACUCUGGAUAAUGACAGUUCCAAUCAAAGGCAAAGGGCAGUUGUUUUGAUGGGGCUCCCCUACUAUCUAAAAGAUGUGGCCAAACUUUACAAGAAAGUACAGGUCACAGAUGCAGAGGAGGACUGGACAAAGGGGAUGGCAGUCGGUAUCCUUAUGGUGGAACAGAAUGAUCGGGUCAGUUUCGCAGUGGUCCUCGAGGAAGAAAUCAUCUUUCCAAGCAUAAGUGAUUUUCCAACUGCUGUGGCACUGCUAAUGGGUCUGCUCUUUGCCCUCAACAUAGACUACCCCAGAGACCUCAAGUACACUUUUGAGGUGAUUCAGAAGGUGCUAAUGGACAUUGGUGGAGGGCAAUGCUCUGCAUUAGUUCAUGGGUUAAAAAACCGACUUUUGAGAAAGAAAAAGUAA
Gadus macrocephalus (Pacific cod) is the source of this 1580-nucleotide messenger RNA. RefSeq lists its product as uncharacterized. Bases 702 to 1580 code for a protein of 292 amino acids. The record is from RefSeq and is a predicted model, not a curated record. The transcript has 5 exons. Lineage: Eukaryota; Metazoa; Chordata; Actinopteri; Gadiformes; Gadidae.